AUGGAUUUAUCGCAUGACGUGCACCCGUCGCGGAAAAUAUUGCUCGUAGUGACAACAGGGGGGAUUUACUCAUGCUGGGCCCUCGCCGAGCGUGGUCAUGUCAUUGAAUUUGCGACUCUUGACGGCCAAGAAAGCUGGAUCAAGCCCGAUGAAUACGGGUUUGUCACUAAAAUUCACACUAUGGGCCCUGGUCCGACACCUGAGCAACUAAAUGAUCAUUACCGUCGAAUGCAAGCUUGGGACGUCCGUAAGGGCAUCGAACCAACAUUCAUUUCCAAGUCCAUGUUCGACUCUUACUGGCCUCAAACAUAUUUCGGUCUCAAAAAGAUUAUCGAAGAUCUGAAAACACGCCCAAGCAUGAUUGUGGCUGAUUUCUUCGUGGAGGCCGCUAACGAUAUGCAUGUCGAGUAUGACCUACCAAUUGCUGUUGUCUGUCCUAACUGGCCACCGCUACAAUUGCCCUGUCCUUAUAUUCCCGGUCAGCCAGGGUUUCAACUUCCUGGGACUAUGACCUCGGAAGAUGCUUCAAUGUGGCUACGUUUCAAAAAUGAAAUUAUCAUUUUGCUUGAUUUGCCAGCUAUCAUGAGGCUUUUCAGUCGGACUAGACAAAUGCGUCAUGAGCAUGGCGUUUUACGCCCACUUCACAAGCCCAAGAAGCCGGACUAUCUGAUAUUUGUCAACUCUUUUGCCGGCCUAGAGAUUCCACGAGACUUGCCUCCUACCUGUUCUCCAGUCGGGCCUCUAUUGAGCCCUAGUUGGGAUCCUUUGGAUACAAAGUGCGGAGAAUUCUUGCACAAUCACAAAUCUGUUCUUUACAUCGCCCUUGGCACACAUAUCAUUCUUCCCCAUAAGGAUGUCGCCAAAAUUAUAGUGGGGGUGAGUCGUCUGAUGAACGAAGGACUUGUCGACGGUGUGAUCUGGGCUAUUCCGAAAACUGGCCGGAAUGACAUCGAUACCAGCCAGAGCUUCAAUACCACGACCAAAGGCAGAACGGCAGAUAUUUCUUUGGCGGAUAUGCUAGCAAACAAACAUCCCGACUGGGUGUUCCCAUUCUUUGCUCCACAGCGUGCCAUCUUGGACCAUACCUCUACCAAGCUCUAUUUUACUCAUGGCGGCGGCUCUAGUGCAAACGAGGCCCUUUUUCAUGGGAAGCCAAUGCUAUCCAUGGGCAUAUUUUUCGACCAAACUGCCAAUACAACAAGGCUUGUAGCCGGCGGUGUCGCUGAGUCUCUCGACAAAUUCACGUUUACCUCUGAUGAAAUUUAUAUGAAAUCGAAGAAAAUCCUCGACUCCGGGGAUGAUGGGCUUUACAGGCAGAACGUGUUGCGCCUGCAACGUAUCGCCCAUAUUGCAGCGCGUCGCAAAAACCACGCAGCGGAUCUGAUAGAAGAGACUAUGUAUGAUAAUGAGCUUCGAUUUGAUAAGAACGGCAAAGAACUGCGUCCUAUGCAUCUGCAGACAGCAGACUCGCGCAUGUCCACAUGGAAAGCCAAUAAUUGGGAUCUUUGGACCGUCAGUGCAUUGGGUUUGGUGGUUGUAAUGGGAUCGAUGGGGAUUGUGACAAAGUACUUUUGGAAGCACCGUCAGCCAAUACUCGGAAAGCUAUACGCUCUCAUUCUCGGUGGAUGGAGGCUUGUCAAUCGGAAUGUCUAG
Penicillium waksmanii is the source of this 1653-nucleotide messenger RNA. RefSeq names its product glycosyltransferase. Gene Ontology annotation, molecular function: UDP-glycosyltransferase activity. The transcript has 2 exons. The coding region runs from base 1 to 1653 and encodes 550 amino acids. The record is from RefSeq and is a predicted model, not a curated record. NCBI's taxonomy places the organism in Eukaryota, Fungi, Ascomycota, Eurotiomycetes, Eurotiales, Aspergillaceae.